UUAAAAGGCUAUGUAUCUUUUUGGCUUCAAGUUCCAGUGCGCGGCAGACGAAGUUUCAUAUCAAUUUUUUUAUUCGUGCCACAAAGUUAUGGCCGUCUUGUACAUUUAAGUCUCCCUCAAAGAAACUGAAGUCUUUAAAACAAGACAAUUUAUAUGUAUUUUGCACUGAAUCGUUUUUGUAAAAAUCGUUGCUUUCAAAUAUUCUGUAUUUCAUAGAAAGAGCAGUGCUGCUCAUUAUUUCAUAGAACAAACAGUGCUGCACAGAAAGCAAAGUUCUUUCUCUAAAAGUCCAUUUGAAUCAUGGUGGUGUACCAAGCGCCAGCGGAGCAUUUCUCCACCACUCUACACAGCAUCAACGAUCUGAGGAAAGAUGAGUCAUUCUGCGAUGUUGUACUUCGAGUGGGCCAUGCUGAAAUCAAGGCUCAUAAAUGUGUAUUGGCUGCGGGCAGCCCAUAUUUCAGAUCGCUGUUUCUUGGCCAGUUUACAGAAUCUUCCAAGAGUGAAAUUGACCUAUCACAAGUCACCACUGACAACAUUUCCAUGGAGUUGAUCAUUAAUUUCAUUUACUCCGGAGAAGUUGACAUUGAUUCAGAAAAUUUGGGUGAUAUUAUAAAACUGUCCUCAUUUUUCUUGCUCGAGGCCUUACGGGGAUUCUGUGCAGAUUUCAUGCGUGAAAACCUCUGUCUCAAAACAUGUCUUACAUACUUCAUGUAUUCUGCUGACCAUGGCUUGAAUGAACUGGAAAUAAAUGCUGGCCUCAUGAUUCGAGCUAGAUUUCAUGACUGUUUAAUAUAUGAGGAUGAAACAUUGAAUCUGACAAUUGAUGAGCUUAUGUUUAUCCACGGGAAACACAUAAUGAAACACUGCUCAAAAAGCAGUUUGUUGCAGUAUCUAAUGAAAUGGGUUACGAAAGGAAAAACUGAGGACCAUGUAAAAGCAUGCUUAGAUAUUCUUGAUGCUCUUGAUAAAAGAAGCUCCGAGUACAAAUGCAGUGAAAUAUAUUCUGGUUUAACUGAAAUCUGUCUGGAAUCAUUAUUUUCAGUUGUGUGUGUUGCCCUGAAAGAAAGUGGCGUCCAAGACAAGGAAAGUCUUUUAUCAAAGUUCAGCCACAUGUUGGCAGAUUUUAAGCCAAACAGGAAAUUACACACUGGGGACUCUAAAAGUAACACGGCAGAAAAUACCCCUGGAACUAGCACUGGGUAUUCCAAGCAGUCGCCAGAGAAAUCCAAAUUUCUGUUCAGUGGGUGCAAAGCAGAAACCGAACUUGCUGUUGUAACAUUGACACCAAAACUGUGCGUGAUUGAGGAUUAUCGAAAGCAACGUGAAGAAUCGAUAUUCCAUCAUGAGGUAGAACCUUUUAGACAACCAGUGUUUGACAUCUGUGCCUAUGUUCCUAGAACCAGAACUUGGUAUCAUUUGUGUGAGCUUCAGGAGGCUAACACGCCUGAAUACCUUGUGGAUGGUGCAGGGUACGAGAGUCGCUUCUUAGUGAUGGGAGACUAUGCAGCUUUCAUUGACAACAGGGGGGACAAUAUCGAUCUGUAUAACUUCCAAACAAAGCAAUGGAGUGCCCCAAGUGUGGAAUACUAUGAUCUAAACUUUGACAUGGAUUUUGAUGACAAUUUUCAAGCCAAUGAUGUUUGUUUCGUUCUUGGAAAGGAUGAUACCAAGUAUAUGAUUGUGCGAAUGCGACUUUUCUCUGACCAUUCUUUUGACCAAGCCACAGAGAUGUAUUUCAGAGGGUAUGUGCUCAGGGAUGAUGGUCAGUCAUGGGACUGCAUUUUUGUCACGCCGACUAAGAUCAGGACUAAUUUAUCUGAUAAUGGUGGUAUGCCUGAAAUGACAGCUAGAAUCAGUAAGAAGAGCAAUGAGUUGAUUGUGACACAUAGUACUCUUGAUGGUGGAUGGAACAUGGUGUUUGUAGCAAAUCUCAACGACCCAUUUCCAAGUCCCAUAACUCUGAAAUCAGAGUUUAUUGAAAACCAAGAUGAGUUCAGAGGUGUCGCAAUACUUGAAGAUGAUGACAGGUUUCUUAUUGUGUCUAAUGGAACAAAGAAUUGUAACAGCAAGGUGAAAAUUUUGUACGAGUACAAGUUCAAUUCAAAGGAGCUGAUAGAGUGCAAAGACACUUCCAAGGAGUUGGUUGUUUCAUCUAUGCUGGGACCGUAUUUUGAAGAUGACGAAGAAAUUGAGUACCCAUGUUUGUGUGAACUCAGUGCCUCUGAUGGAAGCUCCAUUUGGUACAUGGAGGGCAACAUGGAAACUGUCAGUUCCUUCGUGGAAAUAACCUUUGGCAAAAACGGAACUCCAUCGCGGACAGAUCACCCACCACCCCCAUUUGCCUGCUUUACUCGAGCAUUUGCUGGUCAAAUUAGUAAAAAACAUUUAACAAAUGCUAAGCAGGUUUCUCGAUUUCUAUUUCGAGAGAAGAAGGUCUCCUCCCCUGAAAAGAGUGUAAGUCAUUUUAGCAGAACUCAGUAUUCUCAUUACAGCAGUUGAGGCCUUAGAAACCCGUGUUUUGCUGAAAGUGAAGUGUUUGUCUUUCAUGGUCAAUCGUGUGUGAUACUUUGAUUAGUUUUAUUGUGUAUAGUUUUUUUAAACAUUAAAAAAAGUGUACAAUGAUCUGACUAAGCUCAUUAAAGAGACAUGUCCACAGGAUUUUUCAUUGUUUGAAGUGUUUACUGGUAAUUGAAUGCCCCAGCUGAAUGCUGUAGAAUGAAAGGAAAUUGAGAGGCUCAGAGCUCAAGCAUAACAGUAUUAAAGUAAUUUUAGCCUAUUUUUGUAGUUGACUAAAUAUGCACCUAAGUUGUCACUUGUCAUGAUCAAAAGACUACGGCUCUAACCUUUCAUCAUCCUGACAGACAUAUUGCAUCAUUAUUAUUAUUUUAGCCUUUAAAUGCAAUCCAGGUGUUGACUCAAAAUGCUAACAAAACAACAUUGUCACCUACAGCCAAUACAUGUAGUUUUGCGCUUAUAACAUUUUAUAAUAUUCCCAAUUUCAAAAAAUGAUUACUCAUACACAAACAAGUAUUUUCAGUGUUUAUACAUAUCAGUGAGGUCAUUUUGCUCUAUUGUAAACAUUGCUUUUUAAAUUUUUGAAUCUGUCACAAAAAUUGGAAAAUAGAAAAUUUAUCAAACUUUGAACGUUAAAUGUUAUUUUGUGAAAGUGUUUAAUUGCGGUGCCCCUGCAACUAAGCAUACACAAUGGAAGUUUUUUGUAUGUUUGUGCAUCUGAGUUUAAGUGUAAGUUCUUAAUGCUUUUUUAAAGUUACUUGACACAAAAUGUUUUGCCCUCUGUGUCAGGCACCUAUCCCUAGCUCCAAGAGGUCGAAUUUCAGUUUGCAAUUACUUGCCAAAAAUGUCUAACGUACAUGUGCAGGAAGUGUAUGCCACACAUAUUUGUAUGUUGAAAAGCUAAAGCACUUUAUAUAUAAAAUAAUAAAUAUAGAAAAUAUUAAACAAAACAAUUAAAACCACUAAAAUAAAAUAUAUUUUUUGAUAACUCUGCUAAGCAAACUUCAAGUAAAAAAAAUCUUUAAUGCAAGUAUGUCAUUGACUCAACUGCUAAACAACAUCCACGUGUAUGUAUGUAAAGCUUAUGAUUUAUACUGAUGAUGUGUUGAAAAUGAUCGUUUUCAAUAACUUUUACAAAUGUUUAUUUUUCAAGUCCUAUAGCAUAGUUUUCAUUUAAAAUGAAUGUUAACUCUCUGAAUUGCAUGCUGUACAUUUGAGAAAGUCUUUACAUUCUAUCUUGCUAACUAUUAAUUUAAAAAGUGUGUGAAAAUGUAUCUGCAUUUUUUAUUCUCACAUGAUUCAUGCUUCUUUACAGCUGAUAUUUAAUUAAAAAAAUGAAACUUUGUUAAUUUUACAUUUAAUGGCAUUAACGAAUCACUGUACAUGUACUUAAAUUUGGGUAUCAAUUAUUCAAGUGUGCCUUACAAUGGAAAUAUUUUAUUUUUUGUAAGCAUCAUAAAGCUUGAAUAGUUAAAAGUAUUCUGUUUACACUGGUAAUUUGAUGUGUUUAUCACUGUACACUGGUAAUUUGAUGUGUUUAUCACUGUACACUGGUAAUUUGAUGUGUUCAUCACUGUACACUGGUAAUUUGAUGUGUUUAUCACUGUACACUGGUAAUUUGAUGUGUUUAUCACUGUUGCUGAAUAUUUUAUAUAAACAUAUGAGCCAUGCUAUGUAAAGGGGGUUUAAUGCUUGUAUGUAAAGUGUCAUCCCAGAUUAGCCUAUGCAGUCUGCACAGGCUAAUCGGGGACAACACUUUCCCCUUAAAUGAUAUUUGCUGUUUAAGAAAUUAUCUUCUUAGCAAAAAUCCAGUUAAGACGGGAAGUGUCGUCCCUGAUUAGCCUGUGCGGACUGCACAAGCUAAUCUGGAACAACACUUUACGCACAUGUUCACACUAUUGAUUUAAAAAAUGUUGUUGUUCUGUUUUCAGAUUUUAUAUAUUUUUCUUAGAAGGUACUCUUAUCUUAUUUUCUGUUAUUAGGCCGGAAUUUAAUUUCUCUUUGGCCAAACAAAAUUAAUUUUUAGUUUCACAGGCCUCAUCUUUGAUCAUAAUAGCUGCUUCGAUUUUCGCUGGCUGGAAGCUUUUUUAUUUAAUAAAGAUGCAUUUUUUUAUACUUAAUAAGGUCAAAAGGUAAAUAAACACCAUAAAGCUAAAAACUCCAAGUGAAGUGAAACCAAUGUAAACACAUCGUUGCCAUGUGCACAAAUAUUUGGGAAAAUUCCUAAUUCAUCAAUUAUGCAAUUCACCUGUACAAAGCAGUGAAGGGCUUAAAUAAUAUGUAAUCUUUUUGUAUUUUCCUCUAAAUAAACUUCUCACCACACUGCAUACCUUUGGUAAAAGGCAGAACUUAUAGACAGAUAAAUCCCAAGAAACCAAGCAAGUAGGGUUAAAGUAAUGAAUAACUUUUUUUCUAAAAGGACAGGUUUAAGAUUUAUAUACAGGAUAAUGUCUCAUUAAAGGUCCUUCUGCACAUAAUGAUUAUGCAAAAUCAAAAGAAUAAAUGCACUAACAACACACGAAUUCCAUCGAAAUAAACUGAAAGUAAUUUAGAAUCCGCAAUAUUAUAAUUGCUUGUUUUCCAAUCAAGUUGGCAAAAGUAAGUACUGGGUAAAAGGAUUAAAGGCCUGAUUCUGUUGCGUUUUGUAACACAUACAUAGUAUAUUAUAUGUAUAUGUUUACUUUUUGAUAAUUAGGCUCAUUUAUGACAUCUGAUGUUUUUACAACAAUUUGCAUGUAGUCUUAUAACAUUGUUCAGUCGCAAUCAUCAUAAACAUUAUUAAAAUUUAAUCGAUUUACUACUAAAAUAUGUACAGUAUAUUAUAUUUUGACAUUAUGUGGCAUUACUGUAUUUAUGUAUCUUUUGGAAUUAAUUAUUGUUGUUCAACACCAUGUGAACUGUUAAUUGCUUAAUUUCAACACAUCACACAGUGCACGUGACAGUAGCUAGUUAGUAACCAUAUUUGUAUCUACAAUUUAAUAUAUGUUAUAUGAAAUGUUCUAUAAAAUUUAGGCAGCUUUGUAUAUAUUUGUGUUUGUAUACAAAUUAUUCGGGUUUUUAAUGUCAUGUAUGUUUUAUAUUUGUGUUGUAUUUUAUUUGUUUUAAAAUCUAAUAAAUCUGUUUUUAUUCUUGCAA
This is a messenger RNA of Dreissena polymorpha, 5649 nucleotides long. Its product is annotated as kelch repeat and BTB domain-containing protein 7-like. Gene Ontology annotation, molecular function: protein binding. The transcript is spliced from 3 exons. Bases 301 to 2499 code for a protein of 732 amino acids. The record is from RefSeq and is a predicted model, not a curated record. NCBI's taxonomy places the organism in Eukaryota, Metazoa, Mollusca, Bivalvia, Myida, Dreissenidae.